Molecule: messenger RNA, 2415 nt
Organism: Rotaria sp. Silwood2
Lineage: Eukaryota; Metazoa; Rotifera; Eurotatoria; Philodinida; Philodinidae
Source: the annotation of a GenBank genome assembly
AUGGCAAUACUCGGUCUUGAUCCUAUGCUUUCAACAAUGAUUUUAGCCGGAAAAACGUAUAACUGUCUCAAUUAUACAAUAGCUCUAGCUGGUAUGUUGACGGUGGCUCAGAAUAUCUGGUGGUGUGGCAAGGAUGAUCGGUUGAAAAAACUCAGAGACGAGAAGCAAGCUGUGUUCAUAUCAGGUUCAGGUGUCGCUGGUGAUUUCAUUUUACUGUUGCGUAUCUAUCUAACAUGGUAUGGGUUAGGUGAUGAUAAAGACUUGAAAAACGAAUGGUGUCGCAAGUAUAUGAUCAACGGAAAAUCUCUGAAACUUGCUAGCAAUUUUAUUCGGGAAACUGCAUCUCAGAUUCAUCACAAAUUUCAAAUAAUUUCUACCGAAUUGGAUGAUGAUCUUAUCAAUCGUAUCAAACGCUGUAUAUGUGAUGGUUUCUUUGAAAAUUUGGCCAUUGCCAAAGGAUCUACACGUGGUAGUUACCAACUAACAAACAGCAUCUUGCCUACCACUGGACAGUUGAAACGAUGGUCAACAGUGAUACUUGACCAGCAGCCAGCUAAGUUCAUACUCUAUUUCGAAAUGCUUAAUCUUAAUGAUAUCACCUUACUAUGUGUGGCAUGCCCUAUUGAUCUGGAAUGGCUUAGCCAACCGUGGCUCAAUUCUAUACCACAUAUAGCUCAGCUCUGUACACUUGAAAGCUAUGAUUUUAAGUAUAUUGGGCCUUCACUAAUGCUUUCAUUGGUCGGUAAAGGUCGUUGGAAAUUGCCAAAUCUGGAACAGUCCUUGCAAGUAAAUUUUGAGGCUAAUUAUAGAGAAAACAUCUUGACAAUGUGGGGCCAACCCGAGAAACUUGCUACAGCAAAAAUUCAGCUUCAACGGAUAAUAGAUCAAGAAAGUAAAAAGCUUCAUGCCGAAGUACAGGAAUACGAGAUCGUUGGUUCGACUAGAAUUUUGCUGGGCACUGGCGCUGAACCUAAGGUGGUGUUGAUUAACGAUGAAUUUGUCAAAGUUCUGCUCACUAAUCUGCCAAUUGGUUUUACUGAAGAACAAAUAGAGCAUAAAUGCCAGUCGUACGGCCAAGUUCGUCAUGUGACCAUGAUUCAAUCGAGUACAAGUGAUAACGCGGCCUUGGCUACCUAUUUCACAUGUGAUGACGCUCGAAGAGCCGUUAUUCAAUUGUCACAUGAAAUUUGGGAUGGGCAAGAAAUAAAUGUCAGCCCCAACUAUGCACAUACAUCGGUGUAUGCAAGUAUGCAAAAUUGCAAGAUCAAAGCUCUAUGGUUUAUGACCGAGUCUGAGGGUCAUGGUCGCGUACACUUCAGUCAACAGCAACCAGCACAGAAGGCUUACGCAUGGUUCAAGAAAGAGCUUGGCUUUAAUUGUCGAAUUCAAUUACACACAACGAAGCCAACAAUUCAAUUAUCUUGGCCACUAUCACUUCAAAAGUGCCAAGCAUUAAUUCAAUUUCGAACGGCCGAAGAAGCACAAGUGGUAAAUAUUGAAUUAGGGUUAUUCAGCGAAUAUUCAUCAUUUCAGCGUGAAUCAGUAUUCGUUCAACCAUGGGCAUUCAAUGAUCAAAUUGAAGCCUAUGUGCAAUUUUCUAAUGAGCAAGAAAUGCAAAUCGCUAUUAAUGAAAUAGAUGGCAAAGUAGCAACGAACAACACAGAUACAAUGCGACUUCUCACUUAUAGACAACAGUCGACAAUGUUAGAAGACAAGAAAAAGGAAAAGGAGUAUACGCGAGAUGAUUUCGUGAUCGAACUUUUUCAGUUGCCAUCUGAUAUGGACGAAGAAGUUCUUAUUGAAAAGCUCUAUCAAAAGCAUCUAACUGAUUUUAUGACCAACGUGAUUAUUUUUCGCAAGAUGCUACAACCAAGCGAUUCAUCAGACAAUCCCAACGAAGCAGCUGAUGAAAACAUGAUAAAUAUAGUGAAACUCCAAUCUCUCUUCAGUUCUCACACACUGUUUCAUUCGAAGCCAGAUAUUCAAAUUCCUCCAGCUACACAUGAUGGUCGCGUUGUUGCUUCUAUUCUCUUCAGUGAUCCACAUGAUGUUAUGACGGCUAUGAAAAUGUACAAAGCGUCAAAUGAUCCAGAUCUUUUUAGAUUCAGUCAAUUCAAAAUUCACUUCGUACCCGAUAUUGAUCAUAUCAUUGUUCUACAUAUGGCGCUAGUGCAGGCCAUACCUCACAUUAUCGAACAAGCUAUUAAAAAGAUCAAAGAUCAUCCUCGUUUACCUGAUAUACGAUUAGUCGAAGAGCUUACCUGUGAAGAUAAUCAAGAGAUCAAGCGCAUUACGAUCAAAGGAACGAACUUAGAACAAAUCCUUGAAGCACGCAUCAUUUUUGAUAAACUGAUGAAGGGUGUACCAUUCAAGUUUCACAGUCCAUCAUGGGUUCGUCUUCUGUUUAUGUAUUGA